AUGCUAGGGCUCGCCUCCGAUCAUGCUCAAGCCGUGUGGCAAAAUCUUCUCCUCGUGGCUUACGCUUCAACGAUAGCUGCAAUUCCCAUGGGCGAUGCCCUGUUGUUCAGCUUUACUGCCAAGAAGCCGCUAGCAAUUGGAGUAGCUAGGGCCGUAUUUGUCUCGUCACUGGGCGCCACCUUAACAAUGGUGAUUACGUUUGCGGUGUGGCUAACCCUAGAAAGCAUAUAUCCUCAGCUGCACAUCGACCACUUCUUUUAUCAACUAAUCGAAUCAAAGAUAAGGGAAAGAUCUUUCUACCGGAUCCUCAUGAUUUAUAUUCUCAUGGAGUCAGUCAUGAUGUGCAGUACGGCCUUGGUGGGCGGCUUUCUGGCGUCGAUCACGCCGUUUGUGGGCGAGCAAAAUCAAAACAAGACGAAGUUUUCCUUCAGCAGUCUUUUGAUGGACUUGCCAUUGGGUCUCGCUACGAUAUCGUUUGUCCAAGUCCUAACGUGGUGCAUGAUCAGAUACCUCGAUCGCUUUCGACCUGUGUCGGCAGGAAUACUCCAGGAGCAGCAAGAAAGGAUGAUGAUGAUGAUGAACAAUCAAAGCGGUAGCACCCUCAAACAAAGCCGUCGAGUAACCUUCAACACCACUUCAGAAACACUAAUUGCGCCACGAUGCUCCGAUGUUAGUCACACUUCUUCGACCGCCCCAAUCCUAGAAGAACAACCCCGUGACGAUGCGCAGUCGAUCACCCGGAUGGCCUCCUCAUCUUCAUCUACGACGUUGCUUCCCCACGACUCCAGCCACAAUUCGCAGAGCUCUUACAACAAAAACAAAGAGCCGGACAGUGUCCCGCCACAAACUACUAUCCCAAACAACUAUCCUGCCGAGCCGCCAACCCUACAGCCAAUUCUCAACUCUCCAGCUGUCGCACGUACAGCAAUGAACCGAAGGCCUUUCGGGCCUCAUCUCAAGCCCGGGAUGUACGCAAUGCCGACUUCAAAUAAUCCACAAAUCUCUCAACCCACGCCGGUAGCAAUCAAGGGAGGGAGCUCGAACAACAGAUUCACCUCGGGCGCCUUGGGUCGUUAUGCUUGGAUGAGAAGCCAAAACAGCGGACGUGGUGAUAAUCUUCCGUUGGCUCAAGAGGGGCCUCGCAGCGGUGUACUGCCCUAUUCCCGGCCUGGCGUACUUGGAAAAGCCAACAAACCAUUUGGUUCCUCACCAUACCAAAGAGUUUCGUUCAAGCCCACCAAGGAGGACGACGACCAGGAGGACCGAUCAUCGAUCGACUCGAACGAAUUCCUUAGCAUGGAGAACGCUUCGAAUGAGCAGAGUCUGGAAUCCCAGCAUUCAAGGACACACUACGCCCGGAGGAAAUCGGUUCCAGUCGAAGCCGACAUUGCCGCCAGGGGGGAGCAACAUCUUGGCCGAACUGAAUUCUUGCGGGGCGAUGAGUACACCGACUCGGGAAGCUCUGAUUCCGAAGGCCAGGUGGACGAAUGGGCUGAAACACAGUCUCAACUGGCGGAAGAGCCUUCAGAAAAGGGCCGGCGAGCGCGGUUCUUUGGCUGGUAG
Puccinia triticina is the source of this 1563-nucleotide messenger RNA. RefSeq lists its product as uncharacterized. Bases 1 to 1563 code for a protein of 520 amino acids. The transcript is spliced from 2 exons. The record is from RefSeq and is a predicted model, not a curated record. NCBI's taxonomy places the organism in Eukaryota, Fungi, Basidiomycota, Pucciniomycetes, Pucciniales, Pucciniaceae.